AUGUCACACAAAAGUAAGAAGAAAAGACCGUCAAGCCUGUUCGACCUAGAUAACAUAAAAGUGAGCAUGCAAGCGAAAGUGUCCCGGACCGAUCGCGUUCGUGAAUUGUUGAGAGGCCUUCGCGAAGUUGAUGUAAAUGCUUUAAUUUCGAAUGAGUAUGACCUUGACGAACAUGAUAUUAUUACUAUUCUGACGAGCAAAAUUUCCGUUCAAAUGUUGAAUUAUCUGCACAAGGCACUGCAGCAUGUUCCUACAAACAUCACUCGUGUCGUUGAUAAAACACCAAUGCGGUCAGCCAUCAUAUUCAAAGUUUUUACUAGCCUCCAAUCGACAGCAACGGGCACGUUCAUACAUCCGACUGUGGAAGAACUUGAAACGUACGGCAAGAUACUUGAAACUCGCUGUCCAUUGUUUAUGUCCGUUGAUACAGAUCUUUCAAACCAAGACAGCUUGUUGGACAAGUAUCUCACUCCACCGGUUUCUGUUUGUAUACGAUGCGACAAGCACUUGUCCAUGCGCAACAAUCCGUCCAGAGCCGUGCUAUUUACUUUAAAUGGUCCUGUUCCAUGCUCGAAGUUUACCCUGGAAUGCAGGAAUUGCUCAAUACAUUUUGGAGUAUGCAACUACACCGACAGGUCUGGCACUUGCUUUUAUCCUCUCAAUUUCGAUUUGGAUUUGAUAGAGGUCAGCAAUGUUACAUAUUUCCAUUGCGAUUUAUAUCAGUGGAUGCCAUCUCUCAGGUAGGAUUCGCGUUCUGUGAAAUAAUAUUUGGGAAUCUAAUAUAUUUAUUAAAUAAUUUACAUUAGAUUUGGACAUUUAUCAAAAAACUUACCAAUUGAUAUAGUGAAGUCACAGAUAUUAAUAAAUUUUAAAACCUUUUGAAUAUUUUGAAGUACUUAUAAACGAAUAACUUUUAAGUUAAAUUAGUUUGCUUUAUUUUAUAUAGUAACCAUUGUUGGGUGUAAUAUUUGGGAAUCUAAUAUAUUUAUUAAAUAAUUUACAUUAGAGCUGGACAUUUAUCAAAAAACUUACCAAUUGAUAUAGUGAAGUCACAGAUAUUAAUAAAUUUUAAAACCUUUUGAAUAUUUUGAAGUACUUAUAAACGAAUAACUUUUAAGUUAAAUUAUUUUGCUUUAUUUUAUAUAGUAACCAUUGUUGGGUGUCAUUCAGUGAAUUUGCUGAAGCUUAUAAUGAAAUAAAUGAGAAACAAAUUCAAACAUAUGCCAACUCAUUGAAAGGUUUGUUUGCUACUUUGCUAUUAAUACAGUAAUAGUGAUGCAGAGUUUGUGAGCUCCUGUUUUGAAGUUUGAAAGCUUUUUUCUUUUCAAAAAAUCUGAAACAUAAAAUUAUAAUUGAAAGGCAACUUGUGGCCAAUAUAUUCGUGUUUUAUUUUGCAAAAGAAUAGACAGAGAAUGUCAUGAAUUAUGGAUAAAUGCAUUUUAAUUUAUGCAAACAAAAUUUACUAGUAAUACAUAAAUUGAAGUAUUUGUGUCAAUUUUUGUAUCGACUAAAAUUCUUGGUUUCGGAAUGAUGGACUGGUAUUGUACCAAACAAAAAAAGCUGGUACCGCCCAUCUCUACACUGAACUAUACAAACAGUUUUAAACUCCUAUUAUAGAUUCACCUAUAUUGGAAGGAGAUGCUGAUGAUAGCGAUAAAGGUAGGGAUUUACUGCUCUGGCAUUUAAAGGGGCAUUGUCUGUCAUGGGAGUGUCAUUUGAUACCCUGAUCCAGGAAAUCCUGGCCACUACAUGAACGUGUUCAAGACUCCGACUAUGCUGAAUGAUGGGCAACAACAACUUGUUGAUAAUUUCGCCCCUAGAGCCAAUUUAAAUAUUUUUUUUUAAAGACGGUGCCAUUUCAUCUGGCGCUAGUGAGGUGAAAGAAGCAGCAGAUCGGUAGUUUUGUUGAGGAGAAGCACAUGCUUGAGUAUAUCAGACAUCUUGAGGAACUGCAAAUUGUAUCUAUGAUAAGAGAGAAUUCCGGAUUGUACUCCUUCGAUUCCGAAUUCUAGAGGGGGGGCAUUGAAAAUUUUAAAAACUUGGAGGGGGGGGCAUCGAAAUUUACCAAUAACCUCAACAGGGGCCCUGUAAAAAUAUGAGCUUUUUUCAAGACAUCUUCAUCCCCCUCCCUCGGUGUAAUAAAUGUACUUUCCCUAAUGUUGAAAGUAGACCAUUUAAAACUUGAUUUUCAAUUUGUAGGCAUUUUACCAGGGGAGAUGUCCGCAAAAGCAAUCGCAAAGUGCUUUUGGCAAUGUGAAACUGAGCUGGAACUACUUUCGCAUGGUUUGCGGGAAACAUGGGUUUUCAUGGCUGCAAAGUCUGGGCAAUUUACGGGUACAACUGAUGAUGUCAUGGAAUACAUUGACAAGAAACGCUCUGAAGAGCUUUAUUUGCACAAUUGCUCAGCUCAUUGCAGAGAAAAGGGUAUGUUACAUGCCUCGAAUUUCCCUGAAAUCAAUCGACAGCAAUGGGGUUAAAAAUUGCUGUAGAACGUAACAGCUGGCUACGUGCAAUUUUGGCAGUUUCCACGACAUUUUUCAAACUUAAUUUUGUUACUUUGGAUUUUUGACAAGCUACAAACAUACUUAUUUCUUUAGCGUUCUUUUUGCAAAGAAAACUGAGACUAAAAUAGUGAUUUACACACGAUUUGAUCAACAUCUGAAUUCAAGUAUCAAAAUAGUAAUGCACAGUGAAUAGUAUAAAAAUUGCACUAUACGGUAAAAAAUUGCCAUCGUUGCCGCAAUGAUCCACAACAUUUUGUUCUCCCUCUACGGCAAUUGCCGCGAUAAAAUCCGAGCCCUGGUAUGUUAUGUGGAUUUGUCUCAUCCCCCUGUAUCCUAAUUAAUUGUCUGUGUAUUAUAUUGCCAGAAUAAUUAUGAUGACUUAUAUAUUGUCUAAAUAGUUUCUAUGUAAUUACUGUACAUUCCUUGUAAUUUACAUUGAUGUUCACGAUUUUUAAAUAUUUAUUUUGUUUGUAAAUAACAAUGUAGGAUGUGGUCAGCUCUAUGUUGCAGAUGGGAACUGGAAAUUAAGAUAUGCCCAUUGCAUGUGGAAAGUCCCUAUUGAGUUGGUUGGCUUUGGGAAAAUAAAUUACCCAAGUUAUAGGUAA
Messenger RNA from Paramuricea clavata, 3109 nucleotides. The record is from the annotation of a GenBank genome assembly. Lineage: Eukaryota; Metazoa; Cnidaria; Anthozoa; Malacalcyonacea; Plexauridae.